GGUUCAGAGGAAAGGGGUGACACCAACAAGUUCUUAACAGCAGGUCACUGGAAAGGCUGGGACCACUGUUGAAACCAUUGUUUUCUGUUACAGUUUGCUUGGAGCUGCAGCACUGCAGGAAAAGUUUUGGCUUGAACUUUCAAUCAUCUUUGCCUGAAGGGAAAGAGGAACCAACAACCAGAAGAAAAAAGGAAAAUCUGAAGGGAUCUCUAAAAAAAACGGAUCCAUCAUGAGGAUCUUUAAGAAAGACCUCCGCCUUCAGGACAUCACCAUCUUGUAUUUCACUGCCCUGGCCGCUCUGACGGUCAUCUUGGUGGCUUCAUAUCAGGCUCCAUCCAAUGCUGUCGGCGUGUCCGGCCUCAAACCGAGCCCCUCCAGCCCCUUGCCACCUCUCCCCAUGCCUUUCCGUGUUCCCCUUGACCCCCGCGGGGAGCUCCAGCUGGCCUGGAAUGUCAGCUUUGCCCAGCAGGAGGUUUACAUGCAGCUGAGAGUUGCGGAGCUCAAACAUGGCGUGGUCCUGGGGAUGUCUGACCGUGGAGAACUGACUAAUGCUGAUCUGGUUGUGCUGUGGGACACUGGAUCAAGGAGCUACUUUGGGGAUGCGUGGAGCGAUGGAAAAGGCCGCAUAUCGCUGGACCGCCAACAAGACUAUGAGCUGAUUGAAGCCAAACAGAAAGCUGAUGGAUUUUACCUGACCUUCAAAAGACCGUUUAGUACCUGUGAUCCCAGAGACUACCUCAUCCAGGAGGGAACUGUGCACGUCAUCUACGGGUUGUUGGACCGACCUCUCUCCUCUCUGGAAGAACUGGAUCUCUCCAAGAUCCAAACAGGAGUACAGAGAGUGCUGAUGCUCCGUCCUGACACGCCGUCGCCCACGCUACCUCCAGAUGUGCAGACGUUAGAUGUCUUGGCGCCAAAUGUCAUCAUACCAACACAAGAAACCACCUACUGGUGCUUCAUCCACCAGCUGCCUGAAAACAUCCCCAAGAACCACAUCAUCAUGUAUGAGUCUGUAAUAACUCCAGGUAAUGAGGCCAUCGUGCACCACAUCGAGGUGUUUGAAUGUUCACCAGAAAUGCGAGACGUGCCGCGGUACAGCGGCUCCUGUGAUGACAAGAUGAAGCCGAAAAAGCUCAACUCCUGCCGCCAUGUGCUGGCUGCAUGGGCUAUGGGGGCUGAGGCUUUUUACUAUCCCCCUGAUGCAGGACUGGCGAUGGGCGGACCUGGUUCUUCAAGGUUUCUUCGUCUUGAAGUCCAUUACCACAACCCUCUCCUCAUAUCUGGCCGGCGUGAUUCAUCUGGAAUUCGGCUGCAUUACACCCCCAGCCUGAGGCGAUAUGACGCAGGAAUCAUGGAGCUGGGCCUCGUUUACACCCCCAUCAUGGCCAUCCCUCCAAAACAACCCAUCUUCUACCUCACUGGGUACUGCACAUCCAAGUGCACCCAGGCCGCGUUGCCUCCAGGGGGGAUCUAUAUAUUUGCGUCCCAGCUGCACACACACCUGGCAGGCCGUGGAGUGAGGACAGUCCUGGUGAGAGAGGGGGUUGAGCUGGAGGUGGUGCAGGAUGACCAGCACUUCAGUGCAGAAUAUCAGCCAAUCAGAGUUCUAAGGAAAAUGGUGAAUGCUUUACAAGGUGACGUCCUUAUCACCAAGUGUACUUAUAACACCGAGGACAGGAGCAAGCCAACAGUGGGAGGUUUCGGCAUCAUGGAGGAGAUGUGUGUUAACUACAUUCACUAUUACCCUCGGACUCAGCUGGAGCUCUGCAAGAGCCACGUUGACCCCGGAUUCCUGCAGAAAUACUUCAACUUCAUCAACAGGUUCAAUGGGAACGAUCAGUGUGUGUGUGGGGAAGUCGGUGUGACUGAGCAGUUCUCUCAGCUCCACUGGGAUGGAUUUACUGUAGAAGUGCUGGAUUCUCUUUACAAUACAGCUCCCAUCUCCAUGCACUGCAACCAGUCGAUCGCUCGCCUCUUCCCAGGUGAAUGGGAAAAGCAGCCUGUACCCGAGGUGACCUCCACCCUUGCAAAGCCUCGUUUCCCAUGUGAGGGAGGAGCCACACCGGCCAGCUGAAGCUGUGCAGCUGCUUCAGCUCGUUUCAGCCAAGAAAACGAGUGGCAACCCUUUUUAACAGAAGUUUCUGUGAAGUCAGUCAGCUUGUCUUAGUGUCUCCAUCACUUCUUGCUGUAAUUACAUGGCUGUACACACACCCACUCUCUGUGUUUAUUAUUAGUGCAUACCCAUUAGGCUAAUAACAGUCCUAUUCAGGUCACAUUUUAAAGAAAUGAAAAUGGAGAUCGUCUGUUUCCAUUCAAAAUUACUAACAAGUAUCUCUACAUGAAGCAACUAAGUUUAUAUUACAUAUGCUGUGUUAUAAAAGAAAGUAAUGUCACACUGAACUUUUGUUUUCUGUUGAACAAUAAAAACAAAUAACUAAGUUA
Nothobranchius furzeri (turquoise killifish) is the source of this 2442-nucleotide messenger RNA. RefSeq names its product dopamine beta-hydroxylase (dopamine beta-monooxygenase) (gene dbh). The record is from RefSeq and is a predicted model, not a curated record. Gene Ontology annotation, biological process: norepinephrine biosynthetic process; octopamine biosynthetic process; dopamine catabolic process. Gene Ontology annotation, cellular component: secretory granule membrane. Gene Ontology annotation, molecular function: copper ion binding; dopamine beta-monooxygenase activity. Lineage: Eukaryota; Metazoa; Chordata; Actinopteri; Cyprinodontiformes; Nothobranchiidae.